AUGGAAAUAAUACAAAAAAAAAAUUUUAAUGAAUGGAAUGAGGCAAAAUUUGAAAGAAAUUUACGUAUUUUGCAUACAUAUACAAAAUCAAAAGAAUUUUCUAUUGAUGCUUAUGUACAAAAAGAUAGUGAUAUAUCAAACAAAGAUAUAAAUAAUAUAUCUUCAAUUUCUUUUAGUAAUAAUGAAAUAUUAGGAUCUUUAAUUACAGUGAAGAAAAGGAUUAAUAAUAAGGAUAAUAAAAUUGCAAACACUUUUCCUACAUCUGAAUCUGUAUCAUCUGAUAUUCUAGAUGAAGAUGAUAUUUCUUUUAAUAAUGAAACAAUCAAAACUAUGAAGACUUCAUAUUAUUUUAAUUUAUCUAAAAUUGUGAUUUUUUUACAUAAAAUUCAUUUUGGAAAAAAAUUAAAUAAAAAAUCAUAUAUGAGUUGUAUUAUAUCAAUUAUUAUUUUAUUUCUUCAGCCUGUAAAUACAACUGAAAGAAGGUAUUCAAAUAAAUUAUCUUUUUUAUGUAAAAGUCUUAGUACGAUGUGUGGUACAAAUGAUAAUUAUGAAGGUACACCUGCAUUUUAUGUCAUGAAAGAUGAAUAUAAUAAUUAUCCUAAAAUACAUAUUCUGGACUUAGUCUUACAAAGUUUUGUUGAUGAAGUUGCUGGAUCAUCGCCUUUCAUAGCCUUUUUAUUUUAUCUUUCUUUAUUUUUUUUAAUUUGUUAUGUAAUGAAUAAUAACUAUAAAUAUAUGCAUUUUUCUAUUUUCAUUUAUUCAUUUAUUUUUUUUAAUAAAAUAUAUUGA
Molecule: messenger RNA, 789 nt
Organism: Plasmodium relictum
Lineage: Eukaryota; Apicomplexa; Aconoidasida; Haemosporida; Plasmodiidae
Exons: 1
Coding region: 1-789 (262 amino acids)
Source: RefSeq, a predicted model, not a curated record